GCAAAGGCUAUCAAAAGACAAGACUGGCAAGUAGUAAGGUGGAUCUGUAAAAAUGAGAAACAUCUCAUAAACACGUGUGAUGAUGAUAAGGACACGCCGUUAAUGCACGCUUCAGACUACGACGCACCAGACGACAUAAUGCUAGAUAUGAUUGCGAAAGCAACAUUGAAGAAUUUAGAACACAAGAAUAAUUUUGAUGGUUCAACUAUUCUCCAUCGCCUGGCGUCCUUCGGCGGCUCUAGCGUGACUCAACUGAGAAGCGUGUUAGAAAAAACGAAAAACGCCAACGUGACAGACAACCUUGGACGCACACCACUACAUAGGUGUAUACUUGCUCCGCGUAAGUACGAUGAACAUCGAGAGACUGUCAUGUGCCUGUUGAUUCAUGGGGCCUCCGCAUCGAUAAAAGAUAUGCAUGGAAGGACUCCUCUUGAUUGUUAUGAUUGUAACAAAUGUCGUGAAUACGAAAAUUCCACGAGAUCCGAGAAAAAGCACUCACUUAAAAAGUUAUUAAUAGGACGAUCAAUACCGCCUGAAAUUGAGGCUAGAGGUAAAACUGCUGUGAAAGCCUACGAAUACGAAAUGCAAAAUGGUGAAAUGACGGUAGUUAAUGCAAGAUUCAUGUUUCUGGGAAAGGAAGGAGCCGGAAAGACCUCCUGUGUAAAUCAUAUUCUUGAAAAAGAUGGUAUUCUGCGUGUAAUGCUGCGUUCAUUAGAACUUGUGAAAGCUGAUUUCACAACUUGUAACAUGCGAGUACACAAGAAGAGUGCAUUUAUUUGA
Anneissia japonica is the source of this 780-nucleotide messenger RNA. Its product is annotated as poly [ADP-ribose] polymerase tankyrase-2-like. Gene Ontology annotation, molecular function: protein binding. The transcript has 7 exons. The coding region runs from base 103 to 780 and encodes 225 amino acids. Lineage: Eukaryota; Metazoa; Echinodermata; Crinoidea; Comatulida; Comatulidae. The record is from RefSeq and is a predicted model, not a curated record.